Messenger RNA from Megalops cyprinoides (Indo-Pacific tarpon), 981 nucleotides. It is a transcript of the gene ccnd3, whose product is annotated as cyclin D3. Gene Ontology annotation, molecular function: cyclin-dependent protein serine/threonine kinase regulator activity. Bases 1 to 981 code for a protein of 326 amino acids. Gene Ontology annotation, cellular component: nucleus; cytoplasm; cyclin-dependent protein kinase holoenzyme complex. The transcript is spliced from 5 exons. NCBI's taxonomy places the organism in Eukaryota, Metazoa, Chordata, Actinopteri, Elopiformes, Megalopidae. Gene Ontology annotation, biological process: regulation of cyclin-dependent protein serine/threonine kinase activity; positive regulation of G1/S transition of mitotic cell cycle; mitotic cell cycle phase transition. The record is from RefSeq and is a predicted model, not a curated record.
AUGGAACUUAUGUGUCUAGAAGAUGGUAGUUUCAAAACAACCUCCCCCGACUCCUCAGUUCAACCUAGUUUCGCCACAGCCAUUCGGGCCUGCUGCGACCCGAGCCUGCUUGAGGAUAGCCGAACUCUGCAGAACCUUUUGGCCCUGGAGAGGAGACACUGGGCCUCACAGUCUUACUUUGGCACAGUUCAGACAGACAUUCAGCCUUACAUGAGGAGAAUAUUGGCGGUAUGGAUGUUGCAGGUCUGUGAAGAGCAGAAAUGCGAAGAGGAGGUGUUCCCAUUGGCUAUUUACUAUCUGGAUCGUUACUUGGGCCGUUUCCCUGUGCAGAAGACGCACUUGCAACUCCUGGGCGCAGUCUGCAUGUUCCUGGCCUCCAAACUACGGGAGACAGUUCACCUGAGCGCCAAUAAACUGUGCAUCUACACGGACAGUUCCAUCACUGUCUCUGAGCUUUUGCAGUGGGAGCUGGUGGUGGUGUCCCGACUGGAGUGGGACCUGGCGUCAGUGCUGCCGUCCGACUUCCUAGAGCCCAUCCUGCAGCGGCUACCCAGCAUGCCUCUCAACACCUUGCGCAGACACACCCACUCCUACGUUGCCCUGGCAGCCACAGAGUUGAGGUUUUCCAUGUUCCUGCCCUCCAUGAUCGCUAGUGCCUGCUUGGUGGCCGCUAUUCGCCGGCUCAAGAUCCUGGACACGCCCCUCUCCUGUGGUUCGCUGAUGGACCUGCUCGCCAACAUCUUGGACACUGAUGUGGGCUGCAUCCACUCCUGUUUAGACCAGCUGGAGGUGAUGCUGGAGCUCAGUCUGCCCCCCUGCUCUGAGGCCAUGGGACCCUGUCUUCCUGGGACCCCUGGCCUAGACGUCCAGGCUGUACACCCCUGGGCCUGCACCCCCACCGACGUCCAGGACAUCCAGCUCUCCCCCAGGGCCCCUUCCUUCAGUGGGUCGAGAAGUUCAGACAGGUCCCUGUCCGAAUGA